AUGCCCCGCAACCACGGGGGAGGAGAUGAGGGCGGCUCCGCCGGGCUCUGGCUGAAGAGCAGCGCGGCGGCGGGCGGGGGGCGCCUGGCUACGGGUAUGAAGGAUGUGGAGGCGGGCCGGGGCCGCGUGCUCCUGAACUCGGCUGCCCGCGGGGACGGCUUGCUGCUGUUGGGCACCAGCGCCGGCGCGCUCGGCGGCGGCGGCGGCUUUAGAGAGAACCGCCGGGCGAAGCACGGAGCCCGGAUGAGCCUGCUGGGGAAGCCGCUGGCUUACAACAGUAGCCAGAGCUGCCGGAGGAACGUCAAGUAUCGGCGGCUGCAGAAUUAUCUGUACAACGUACUGGAGAGACCCCGAGGGUGGGCGUUCAUCUACCACGCGUUCGUCUUUCUCCUUGUCUUUGGUUGCUUGAUUUUGUCAGUGUUUUCUACCAUCCCUGAGCACACAAAAUUGGCUUCUAGUUGCCUCUUGAUUCUGGAGUUUGUGAUGAUUGUCGUCUUUGGUUUGGAGUUCAUCAUCCGUAUCUGGUCAGCUGGCUGCUGCUGUCGCUACAGAGGAUGGCAAGGAAGAUUUCGAUUUGCCAGAAAACCAUUCUGUGUUAUAGAUACCAUUGUUCUCAUCGCUUCAAUAGCAGUUGUUUCUGCAAAAACUCAGGGUAAUAUUUUUGCAACAUCCGCACUCAGAAGUCUUCGUUUCCUACAGAUCCUCCGCAUGGUGCGUAUGGACCGAAGAGGAGGAACUUGGAAAUUAUUAGGUUCAGUUGUCUAUGCUCACAGCAAGGAAUUAAUCACAGCUUGGUACAUAGGAUUUUUGGUUCUUAUUUUUUCAUCUUUCCUUGUCUACCUGGUGGAAAAGGAUGCAAAUAAACAGUUUUCUACUUAUGCAGAUGCUCUCUGGUGGGGCACAAUCACAUUGACAACGAUUGGCUACGGAGAUAAAACUCCUCUAACUUGGCUCGGAAGAUUGCUUUCUGCAGGGUUUGCUCUCCUUGGCAUUUCUUUCUUUGCGCUACCCGCUGGUAUUCUUGGCUCAGGGUUUGCAUUAAAAGUGCAGGAACAGCACCGCCAGAAACACUUUGAGAAAAGAAGGAAUCCAGCUGCCAGCCUAAUUCAGUGUGUAUGGCGUAGUUAUGCAGCUGAUGAGAAAUCAGUUUCCAUUGCUACCUGGAAGCCUCAUUUGAAGGCCUUACAUACCUGCAGUCCUACCAAGAAAGACCAAGGGGAAGCAUCCAGCAGCCAGAAGCUAAGUUUUAAAGAACGAGUCCGGAUGGCUAGCCCAAGAGGUCAGAGUAUCAAAAGUAGACAAGCAUCAGUGGGAGACCGGCGAUCGCCGAGCACAGACAUCACAGCCGAGAGCAGUCCAACCAAAGUGCAGAAAAGCUGGAGUUUCAAUGAUCGAACUCGCUUUCGACCUUCCCUACGUCUCAAAAGUUCUCAGCCAAAGCCAGUAAUAGAUGCUGACACUGCUCUUGGAACUGAUGAUGUGUAUGAUGAGAAAGGAUGUCAAUGUGAUGUUUCAGUAGAAGACCUCACACCACCACUGAAAACUGUCAUUAGGGCCAUCAGAAUUAUGAAAUUUCAUGUUGCAAAAAGGAAGUUUAAAGAGACAUUGCGUCCCUAUGAUGUGAAAGAUGUCAUUGAACAGUACUCUGCGGGACAUCUGGAUAUGCUUUGUAGAAUCAAAAGUCUUCAAACACGUGUUGAUCAAAUUCUUGGAAAAGGGCAAAUCACAUCAGAUAAGAAGAGCCGAGAGAAAAACACUGCAGAGCUGGAAACAGCAGAUGACCUCAGCAUGCUAGGCCGUGUGGUCAAGGUUGAGAAACAGGUACAGUCUAUAGAAUCGAAACUGGACUGCCUACUAGACAUAUAUCAACAGGUCCUAAGGAAAGGCUCUGCAUCAGCCCUGACUUUGGCUUCAUUUCAAAUUCCACCUUUUGAAUGUGAACAAACAUCUGAUUAUCAAAGUCCUGUGGACAGCAAAGAUCUGCCCAGUUCCGCACAAACUAGUGGCUGUUUAUCCAGGUCAGCCAGUGCCAACAUCUCCCGAGGUCUGCAGUUUAUUCUUACACCAAAUGAGUUCAGCACUCAGACUUUCUAUGCUCUCAGCCCAACUAUGCAUAGCCAAGCAACACCGGUGCCAAUGAGUCAAAGCGAUGGACCGGCAAUGGUGGUCACCAACAACAUCACAAACCAAAUACACCAGGUGACCAAGCCAGUGGCCCCAACCACCUUACAAAUCCCCCCUCUCCCAGCCAUCAAACAUAUCCCCAAACCUGAGCCCAUACAAAUUAGCCCUGCUACCAUACAGGAGAGCAUCUCUGAUGUCACUGCCUGCCUCGUUGCCUCAAAGGAAAGCGUUCCAUCUAUCCAGUCAAACCCAACCAAGGAUCGUUCCCUGAGAAAAAGCUUUGACAUGGGAGGAGAGACUCUGCUGUCUGUUCGCCCUUCAGUGCAGAAGGAUUUGGGCAAAUCAUUAUCUGUACAAAACCUAAUCAGAUCAACAGAGGAACUGAAUGUGCAGCUUUCAGGUAGUGACUCGGGGGGCUCCAGAGGUAGCCAAGAGUUUUAUCCCAAAUGGAGAGAGUCCACUUUAUUUAUAACUGAUGAAGAAGUGGGCCUAGAAGAGACAGAAACUGAGACUUUGGAUAGCAUUUCUCAGCCUGCCAAGGAAACAACUUUCCCUUCUGACUCUCUAAGGACUGGAAUGUCAAGAUCAUCUCAAAGCAUUUGUAAGGCAGGGGAAAGUCCAGAUGUACUCAGCUUGCCCCAAGUCAAACUUAAAUAAUUUCUUGAUUUUCUUUCUAGGCUUAGCACUUCCUUUAGCCAUACAUAUCAUUGCAUGAACUAUUUUGAAAGCCCUUUUUAAAAGAUAAAAUAAUGAGAAUCAGGAAGAAUAAGAAAGGCAGUUUAAGAGCCCAUUACCUUCUAAUUGCAUGAAAAUGCAUGUUUCAGAGAUGGCUGAAAUUCCAAGGUACACCUACAUUAACCCAUUCAUUUAAUAAUAAGGUACCAGAGGUUAAAAUCCUGAAGGGAAAAAAAAUCUUACACAGCUAAUGCUAUUGGCUAGAUAAAAAAAAAAGCAAAAAUUUGAGCAUUUAUGAAAAUUAAUAUUGUAUUUUGAAAGUAUGGAAGUAAACAUCUUCAAAUUUAAGGCACUUUUGCUUCAUGGUUAAAUACAAAAAUGUUAUUUUCAAAACUGGGCCAUUGUGUAUGUUUAUAACCCAAAAGACUGUCUCCAGCUGCUGGCAAAGUAUCAAGAAAAGUAUAUGCGGGAAUAUUAGAAAUGGCUACCAUUGCAAGAUAGACAUGUUAGGUCAUUCCUAGGCCAUCAUUUAUCCCUUAAUGUAGUUUAGAAUGUUGAUUUCUAUAAUUUUGGGGUGACAGUGUUGGGGUAAAUGAGUUUACACACCACUUUCAGGUUGUUCUUUGCACUAAGAACAUUUUUUUCUAUUAAAUGUGCAAAUGAAAAGGUUCAGGGUCAGUGGGAAAAGCAAACAAACUGGCCCAGUAUUUGGAGAUAUCAGGUUUAGAGAAAGCUCUUCCUUGAUAAUUGAAUCAACUGUGGCCAACCAAAUUGGUUGAUUCCAGGCUUGGGGCUGUAGCAACAACUGGCUUCUGCACAAUCAACCCACUGGACCAUGAGAUAACCCAGACUGGCCAGGAAGAUGGCCAAGUUAACUGGUCUGACUUCGGCAUGGUCCAGUUAUUUCAGUCAUGGGGGCACAGACUCCCACCAAGUCAUGCCAAUGCUGCUUUUAAAUUCUUCUGGGAUUAAUGUGUUUUAACAGCCAAGCCUCUAAGGAAAGGGGAUAAAGACUCUAUUGUUCCUCCUCUCCCAAGGGGCUGUUUCUUUCCCACAAAGCUGACAAUGGUACAACUCACCACAAGAGAGAUGGAGAAUUUAGGUGGGCCUGAAGUAAGGCAAGAAGUGAAUGAAAAGAAAGGAAACAACCAGGAAAAUAGUGGCUUACCCCAAAAAAGAAAAAAAAAAAGGCCCAAAGGUGGGAGUGAGCAAAGCAAAACAAACCAAUGAAAAAUACAUAACAAGAGUGGAUCAAAAGAUGAAAGAGCAGUGUUAUUUGAGAAUUCUUAAUGUUUCUCCAGUAUUUGAUGGAUUCAACAUGCGAAUCAUUUCUCUUCUCCCUACCCUUUUUAGGGGGGCAACUGGGUGUCCCUAUCUUGCCCAAGCUAGAAGUGCAGCAGCCAUUAAAGGGCCCAAUACUUAUCUCAAUCUAUCGACACAGAAGAUUCAACCUACUCCAUUUUUCCAGCAUGCCCUAGUUUGCCCAACCUUAGGCAGCCUGGUGGGCCCCCACUGUCAGGGGCCCACCAUACUGGUGCCUCACAUAGUUGGGACACCAGAUUAGCUUAAUACAUUAUAGCAAUCCACCAGCCUCAAUCUCUCCAACUGCAAGGAUUAUAGGUAUGAACCACCACUUUGGGCUCAAAUCAUUCCCUUUCCAUAGAAAAAAAGUAAGAUCAUUUGGAAGCCUCUUCAUUGUUGGAUAUUGUUAAUUGUCUCUCUUCAAUGCCCAGAGAGUAAUUUGCUCUAAUAUGAGUAUACCUGCCAUAUAAAUGUCUAAAUGCAAGAUGCCUCUAUGUUUUAUACAGUAAGGAAAGGUUUGUGUAAUGUACAAGAACACCGCCCUGGGAGCUUGGAUCCUCUGCUAUGAAAAUUCAAAGUCAGGAAUCCACCAGGACUUGAAGGUUCUGAGAAUCAAAAUGCAUCAUGCAACAGAAACCCAACAGAGUCUAACGGGAAAGUAAAGAUGAGAAAGCUGUUUUAUAAGAGCAAAAGCAGCCCUUUUUCAAUCCCAGAGAGGAAGCACUGAUUGCCUGUGAGAAACCAGUGUAGUAGGCCACCCAAAGUAGCAGGAGGACUCCCAGACUAUCUGUCCCAAGGUAUGAUAACACAACUAAAUUCAAAGGACAAGAAAGGGGUAUUGCUAACAGCAUCCCAAUAUGUUUCCAAACACAGUUGGGCUGUCUACUUCCAGCCAUACACGCACUCAGAAACAGGUUAUGCUUUGGCCCGUCCAGAUUGUAGAGUCAAUUCUACCAAUCAGUGCUUUCCUGUAACAGUCAUUGUAUAUGGCAGCCAUGUCCUCAGGGCAGCAGUGGAAGAGGGCAGGACAAUAGCCAGAGGAAUGUAAGUGGAUUAUCCUCAGUCUGUGUCUAAGAUUUUUUUUUUCAAUAAAAUUCUUAGAUCCCAUGUAACCAACUAUCUCCCUCAAAAUGUGGGUUUCACAGAUACUAGAAAUUAGGCUUUCUUCCCUAGCCCCUUCAUCUCUUUCUCUCACUUACAUCUAUCUACUUUUUCCAGUUUCAAGAGCUGCUCGUAGACCUCCUGUCCCUAUUUCACUUCUAAACCCCCAUUUAGCCUUAACUAGGCUACAACCAAGCCAGACCUCUGCCCUACCUAAAGCCUCACAUAUUCCAUACAUUUAGUGGCCUCUCAAUAUUAAUGGAGUUAUAAACAAAUAAGCAAUUAACAACUAUUAAUGGAUAGGAGGGGGGAAAAAAGGAGACACAACUUUCAGGUAGCACUGAUUUCUGGACAAUCUGUCCUGGAUCAAAACCCCACUGGCAGCAAGAAUUCUGAAUGUAUAGGGACACCUACCUAGGCCUCAGGUUUGGCAGUUUGACCAUAGGUGUAUACAGCGUCCAGGCCAGGUAUGCCGGCACAUCUGGCCCAUAAUCUGUACAUGCCUAUGAGUUUAACUCUAGGGCCAGACCUGAUUAGAAUUUAAAAUUCACUUAAGAAAAAGGAAAAUUAAAAAAAAAAUCAGCUGUCCCAGCAGUCUUAAUCAUGGCUAAGCUCUGGAAACUGUAUCGUGAAGAACUUGAACUGUUUAUUUUGAAUACGUGAUCACUGCUGCCUCCAUCUUUCUUUUUACACAAGAAUUAUUGGAUAUUAUAUGAUAGACUUAUUAUGUGAAAGUACAUGCAUCCUGUAGGACUGUCCAUAAUGUAUUGCUGUCUACGGAUCCUAUGGGAAAUGGGUGAUGGUCCCAGACUUAUACUGGGACAAAUUCCAGUUGGGAAAUUCCACAGGGUGUCUCGAAGCACAAUUAGCCAAGCACUGAGUAACCAUUUGACUUUUUCUAAAUUUGAAUUUUCCUACUUUCUUCUAUAUGUCCAUCUGGGCAUGAUAAUAUCUGAUCACAAACACCACUUUUGUGUAGGACCAAGGUUUUCAAACAUUUCAGAUCUCUCAUGGGAAUACUACAUCUCUGUCCAUCUGGACCAAUUGGCAGAUUUCAAAUAUUGUUCAAACAAAUUUUAUCAAGCUUUUGAGGCUUUGUUUUUGCUUGUGUUUUAAGGUGCCUUCCUCAUUUCCCUUUGAUUCCCACAGAGGUCAAACAGUUCUAAAUCUUCGAUAGGAGAAAGUGAAUGGAAAGGAGAAACUUGGGACUAGAAAGCCCAGUUCUCUGGCCAGUUAGUGAGGAAGAACUAUGACUUACGAUGAGAAUUGGGCAGAGGGCAACUAAACUAAUGAGUUUACCCUUAGGCCUUCCUUUCAUUUAACAGGAACAAGAAAGGGUCAUUCACAUUAAUUUAUCUCACAAAAGUUGGUAUUUUCGCCUUAAUAACAUGCUUGUGUUCUCUUAAGAGUAACUUAAUUUAUUUAAUAUAAUUGUGUGCACUUCAAUGAGCAUUUCUAAAAUUCAUGUAUGACAAUGGAAUUGUCUUUUUCUCAAGAACAAAUAA
Vombatus ursinus (common wombat) is the source of this 6707-nucleotide messenger RNA. RefSeq names its product potassium voltage-gated channel subfamily Q member 5 (gene KCNQ5). Gene Ontology annotation, molecular function: voltage-gated potassium channel activity. The transcript has 14 exons. Bases 1 to 2781 code for a protein of 926 amino acids. Lineage: Eukaryota; Metazoa; Chordata; Mammalia; Diprotodontia; Vombatidae. The record is from RefSeq and is a predicted model, not a curated record. Gene Ontology annotation, cellular component: membrane. Gene Ontology annotation, biological process: transmembrane transport; potassium ion transport.